Molecule: messenger RNA, 3599 nt
Organism: Toxorhynchites rutilus septentrionalis
Lineage: Eukaryota; Metazoa; Arthropoda; Insecta; Diptera; Culicidae
Exons: 7
Coding region: 1380-2777 (465 amino acids)
Source: RefSeq, a predicted model, not a curated record
GCGUUCCGGAAGCGGUCGGUUUUUCCGCUCGUGUGCUGCGAUUGAGAGCGUUUUUCAGCACCAAUAUUGAGGAUACAAAAAAAAAGGCUCGGCGGUCUCGACCAUUCUAGCCACGGCCACGGCCGUCCAGAGGUGUGUUUCGUUGGUUGGCGGGUACAUGGAAUGUGGUGGAAUGUGGCGCUAGUAUAGCUUUCUGACGUAUGAUUGGGUAGUGUUUUUGACAAUAGCAGUGGGUGGGAUAGUCAUCGCAGCAUUUCUAUUGUGCCCGUCUCUCAUGGGGUAUGAUACUGACAGCCUAGUCAAUUUGGCGUGAAUACUCCGAAGCAGCUGUGUGCAAGAUAUUACUGUUGACACCGGCUCCUCUCGAGUGAGCUUUCGCUGGGCAAAUAUGGAAACGGAGGGAGUGUGAAUGGUUUUCUUCGAAGUGAUAUAACCUCUCGAGUGGUGGAUUGCAGGCAGUGAUCGAUUUCCCAACGUCUUGUGCUUGCUACGUGGGUGCGUGGAUGGUUGGAAUUGAAACUGGAGCGAGGCCGGUCGAGACGUGACCUUCCCGUCCUGCUGCGCUGGGAUGGGUGUGGGUUGCCCAGCCAGGGUCAAUUCAUUUGGAAGUGUGAAAGUUCAUGCCUGAUGGCACACUAGAUAUGAGGAAAAUUCCAGUGCAAAAGGAAGCCAAUCAAUGUUACCCCGUAAUCUGAUACACACUUUGUGAAAGUGAGUGAAAAAAAAGUUCACCCGAAAGAGGAUGAAAAAAAAUCAGAAACGUGUAGCGUGGAGCAUAAAUUGAAAAGUUUACCCGAGUGUUGCUAAUUUGGGAUUUGUGAUUGUUCCGUUGGAGAAUCAACAGCAGUGGUGAACUGAAGAGGAGAAACUUUUUCUUCCCUUUCGGUUCGCGUGAUUGAUGAAGACGGGAAGUUCCCGGGGCAUGGAAUCAGGCUCUGGCGAAAUUGAAAAGAUCGUCGAAACUCGAGCUCAGCGGCGCUUGGGACUAAGGUUGCCCGGGAAGAGGAAACGCCGCAACAGUGCGCCGGAAGAAAUGUGAAAACAUUUUGUCGAGAAUUAUCUAAAAACUCAAAUGUUGUCACGGAGAGCUGAAGACCGAAACUGAUCCGUCAACGACGCAUUCGCUCCAAUCCACUGAACCGGAAAUAGGUGGAUAUGAAAAGUGAACCAAUGGGCGCCAUGAUUUUGGCGGCUGUGAUGCCAGAAGCUUUGCCACAUACCCGGUUAGCUGUAGUGCCGAUAAGGUCGUGAGUGGUGACUAAAAUUGUACAACAACCACCAUCCUGAAGGCGGAGGCGCGUUCGCGUGUGCGGCGGAGAUUUGGCUGAAAAGGGCUACACCCAAAUCUCGGACCUCACCCAGUCAUCAAAAGCCCGAAAAUGCUAAUCAAAGCAAAUAUUUGGAUAUACGUGUUUCAGCUUGUAGUUAUGAAAGUGUCCUACAACGUUCAUGGAUUGGAUAGUAUACACAUCAGGGUGCCGACAGCGGUGACGCUGGGAAGCGCGGCGGUUCUCAUCUGCGAGUGCGACCUACCCGAUGAGGAUCUCUACUCAGUCAAGUGGUACAAAGGAAAGCACGAGUUCUUUCGCUAUACAUCGAAGGAGAUUCCGUCGAUUAAAAUCUUCCCCAAGGCGGGGAUCAAUGUUAAUGUUGACAGCUCCAAUGCGAGUCACGUAGUGCUUGCAAGCGUGGAACCUCACAGCAGUGGGAAGUACAGCUGCGAGAUAACGGAAGCUGCCCCUUCUUUCCAUACACAGAUAAUGACUAGGGAUUUAAAUGUAGUAGACUUACCUAAAACCGAUCCGGUGAUAGUGGACAUGAAGCCGUAUUACGGCGCCGAUGAGUUUCUCGAGAUCGAAUGCAUAUCAAACGAGUCACUGCCAGCGGCCCGACUCGAGUGGCUCAUCAACGACCGGCCGCUGGGUGCGAUACAGCCGCCCUCGAGGCUUGAAUAUCUCACGAUGCUGCCGGAGAAUCAAAACAAUAACGACAAUGUAAGCAGCAGUAGCAACGCCUCCACCCCCACCAGCAGCCCUAGCAGUAAGAAAUCAAUCAAGUCUUCCCCGUACCAAAGUAAAUCCCAUGCCGUGAGUGAGGAUUCCAAGGCAGCGGCGGCGGCGUCUGCAUUGGAUGGCGGCAACUCGCUGCAGCAUGAGUUUGCAGUGCCGGUGGCUGCGGCUGUCGUGGCCUCUGCCGCAGCACUUUCGCUUACAACGACCAGCACUCAGAUGCUGCCAGCAGGUGGCUCAUUACCACAGACCUCGGCGUCCUCGUCUAAGGAUAGACAGAGCAGCAGAAAGGGCUUCGCCAACAGCCGAUACGAGCGAUCGGUUUCCCGGCUGAAGUUGUUGCUGGCGCACGAGCAUUUUGUCGAGGGGAAGAUUAAGGUGAAAUGCAUCGCGCGGGUGUUUGAUCUGUACGAGCGGACAGUGCUGGUGGCGGCUGACGAAAACUAUCCCCAGGUGCGAGUGCUCUCCAAUAGCGAUAAUGGAGUACACUUUUCCUUCAUGAGUGAUAAAGACGAAGUUUCGUCCGCUUCGUCAUCCCAUCGGCACCACUCGCUGUGGCUGGCGCUAGCAUCCCGCUGGCUGUUGGGACCGAGCAGCUGCUUCCACUGGCUGGUGGCUGGUGGUGGCUCAAGCAAGCUCAAGGACACCGGCCAGAGUUGUUGGUCCAGCAGCGAUGUUCCCGUUGUCGUCGUCGUCGUUGUCGCUAUCAUUGUUGCGUUCGUAGUUAGUAGGAGCCGACCGCUGGUGACACUGUUGCUAGUUUUCUAACGCCGCCGCAGCCACCGUCGCCGCCGGUCGGUUCCAGUGGGGGAAGAGGAGGAGAAUUGGAAGGAGAUCAACAGCACGCGAGCUGGAAGCAACGACUACCGAUAGGGAGGGGGAGUGAAUGUGGAGACCUAAAGUCUGAGUGAGCGAGCGGAACGGUUAGACCGGGUGUACAGUUUCCGUUUUAGUGCUUAUCUUUUUGUUUUGUCUAGAAUCGUUCGUUUUGAUUAUUUUUUUUCCGGGAAGAUAAAAUAAAAUGUGAGAGAAGACAGGAAGAACGGGUAAUAUUUUUGGAGUUGGGAUAUUGGUUAUCAAAAGGAGUGGGUAUCGAACAAAAGUGGCAGCUCUGGGAGCUCGCCGAUUGAGCAUGAUGAUGGAAACGUUAGGAAAAUUGUUUAGGUUAAAAGAGAACGGAUGAAGAGAUAUUUUUGUAUGAAGAAAAAUCAAAUCUGUUAGAGUCAAAUCAUAGAUAUAUACAUUUUGGAAGUGGACAUAAAUAGCUGAAAGAAGAUGACUAGGAUAAUGUAAUUAAGAUACGGAUAAGGGCGAUCGUUAGGUAAUAAGGCAGCAACAACAAAAAACAUUCCGCGAUUGAACUGCAGACGCCGGUUGUAGAAAUGUCAUAUGUAAAGAGUAAUGUAUAAACAAACCUUGCAAAUGAAUCAUGCAAAUUUAUUACAGAAUUCUGCUAUAUUGAGUUGAUUCGACAAAGAAAAUGCAAUGCAAAUAUACGAUCCACUGUAUCAUUGAUAGCAGAAUGUGAUGUGAAUUACGCUCCUAAAAGGUGAUGACAUAUUGUAUAUCUAUUGAACAAUAAAGUAAAAC